AUGCCGGCCAGCAGCCACCGGCCAUCGCCGGCGUCUCCCCUGGAGGACGACAACCUGCUACCCCAGAUCCUCCUCCGCCUUCCUCCGGAUCCCUCCUCGCUCCCGCGCGCAUCCCUCGCUUGCACGCGCUGGCGCGACCACGUCGCCAACCCGGGAUUCCGCCGCCGCUUCCGCCUCCACCACCGCCGCAACCCUCCCCUCCUCGGCUUCUUCGACGGAUGCGGAAGCCUGGACUUCCACCCGACGCUGGAGGCCCCCGAGCGCUUCUCCCUGAAGCGCGACGAGGGCGACGGCGUUCGCAGGCCGCUCGGAUGCCGCCACGGACUGGUACUCCUCUUAGUCCCGAAGCCUCUCCAGGUAAUUGUGUGGGACCCCGUCACCGGCGACCAGCACCGCCUCGAUGUUCCCCAAGGGCUCACGAUGAAUGAGUGCUAUGAGAGCGUGAUCAACGGGGCGGUGCUCCGCGCUGCUGCCGGAGACGCCGAGCACUUCAAGGUGGUCAUGGUGGCCGCAGACGGCGACGGAGUAGAAAACCGACGAGCAGUCGCCUGCGUCUACUCGUCGGAGACCGGCGCAUGGGGAGGGUUCGUUACAGCACCCAUUCCAUACGAUGCUGAUGCUCAUGCGAGCGGUUUAUUUUGGAGGUUUUCCACCAGCAUUUACAUUGAUCAUGCUAUGUUGGCUGGAGACUCCCUUUACUGGCAGCUUAUUGGGAAUUUUGAAGGAAUUCUCCAGUUUGAUUUGGAGAGGCAGAGCCUGUCUGUAAUGUCGGUGCCGGUGCCAAUCUAUAGCAAGGGCAACUGCUUCAAGCUUAUGCGGGCCGAGGGUGGUGGUGGGAUAGGAUUCCUCUUGAUGUCGAAUUCGGACUACAUUGCCCAGUUAUGGAGGAGGAAGACCGAUUCCGAUGGUGUUGCUUGA
Molecule: messenger RNA, 918 nt
Organism: Triticum turgidum subsp. durum (durum wheat)
Lineage: Eukaryota; Viridiplantae; Streptophyta; Magnoliopsida; Poales; Poaceae
Source: the annotation of a GenBank genome assembly